CUAAAAAGCUAAGCCACUGUUAGCUUUCUCAACAAGAACCCUUCUGAGUGGAAUUUCUUAAGUCACAGUCACUGGUCCAAACACCUAGCAAAGAGUUACAUUUGAUUUACGUAAAAGUGGCAUAAGAUCAUUGUGGCUGGCCAUACAGUAUCUUGCGCAGAUCCGGACAGAGACUCACUCAGUUCGUGUGGUGGCUUCAUUAAGGUCGGCAGAAGUGGGCGCUGCGAAGAAGGUCCUGUUGAAAAUCCGGGUGAUGAACAAACUUAAGCUGUAAAGUUUAACUCCAUAGUUGGCGUUUAGACGGAGGGUAAUACCCGCAACAAUGGUUUUGGCAAUAAAAUGCAUCCCACGUAUGCAACAGUUUAAUUUAUGCUGUUUCUCCUGCCAGCUGAAGACGGGAACUAUGACUGUAGCAGUAGUUUUACUGAUAACAGGUCUGAUAUAUUUCAUCAAAUCCUUUGUCAGCUUGUGGUAUUACACAGAAGAAGAAGAAGAAGAAAGUUUGUUUCUCCUUCCACCAGACAGUAGGGAAAUUCUCGCCUCCAAGGUUACCACCUCCGCAAUGUAUGUUUUCAUCAACGGGCUUCUUAUAUACGGAGCAUGGAAAGAGAAGUCUAUACUUAUGCUGCCCUGCGUAUUUACUCACUUCGUUUUCGUUGUUUUAUUCGCCAUAUUGUUAGUCAUGGCAACCAUUGACCUGUUCAAAUUCGAUCAGGUUGCAUCUGGCAUUAUGAUAAUGGUGAUUGGUGGACUAAUUUUGGCGUUCCAGACGUAUUGUUUCGCUGUGGUCUACACGUUUUAUAGGCAACUGGAAGACAGUGGCUGCAUGGCUUCGGAAAACCUCGAUUAUGAUAAACGUGUUGCUAUAGAAGAAACAAUCAUAAACCCAGAAGAAGGGCGAAAGACGUACACACAAAUAGAGCACGAUAUUCUGCAAAAGCAGCCACAAGCCGUGUAAAUUCUCGUAGCAAUACAGAGUGUCCCAAAAAUAUACACAUACCUUCAAUAAAUUAAAUAGACACAUUUUAAUAAUCUAAACCAUUUUACAAGUCAGCAUUCCAUUUCGUGAAUUAGUGAAUCUAGCGAAAGUUUUCAAAAUGGCCGCCGUUAGCUUCGUGGCAGUUGACAGAAGUGAGGAACAGACUGACAAAUUCGCUGGUGUGCGUACAUCUUUUUGGGACAUUCUGUAUAUUCUGUAGCUUGUGCACUUUAUUCUUGAUAAGCUUUCCACUGCUAUAUAUUUUGCUCCAACUAAUGAAGUCCACAUCUGCCCACUUUGGUUAGAAAAGCGUGUUAACGUGAUAAAGUUUGUAGAAAGCAAUAAUAAUCGAAUGAGAGACACCGUUAUGAAAAGUCGUUUCAGACUGGAAAAUUUCAAAAACAGCGAUUUUUACAGUGGGUCUAACUUCCUAAGUAAAUUAUUAGGAAUAAUAGAGACUACCUUUGCCAUUUGGAUGCUGCAUUGUACUCAAAUGUCUGUAUCACUUAAUAGAAUCGUAGUACAAAUAUAUAAUAUAUUAAGUAAGCAUAAAAACAAUAAUACGAACAUUAUAUGCACUCAGCUGCUGAAUAUACUACAUCAAGACUUUAAAUCAGCUUGGAAAGCAAUAUAUUCUGAUAGCUUGAUGACUACACACAAAAGAACUUAUGAUAUAGAAUGUGUUGAUCCGUAUUUCAGUUAGUGAUUAAUUAAUUUUAAUCAGGAUGUGUAUAAAUAAUAGAUGUUGUUUUAAGAAUAUGUGUAUUAUGUAACUCCUGUACACAGAAGAAAUAGCAUGAAUUUCUUAACUGCAGUACUCAUAUGAUCACAUGUAACAGUGGACGUCUUGUGUAGUUUGAUAGACUUAGAAUAUAUAAGUUAGUUACAUUGGAUUAUAGAUUGUGAUGGUGUGUACUAAAGUAUAUGAGAAUCAUAUAUUAUCUGACACUUUUUUAAUAAAGUAAAACUAAUA
Zootermopsis nevadensis is the source of this 1952-nucleotide messenger RNA. RefSeq lists its product as uncharacterized. The record is from RefSeq and is a predicted model, not a curated record. Lineage: Eukaryota; Metazoa; Arthropoda; Insecta; Blattodea; Termopsidae.